CCCUGUCCGGCCACUGGCUGGCCCUGGCGGGUCUGCUGGUGCCGCUGCUGAAGCACUGCGCCAUGCAGGUGGUGGCCAUGGGUGCGCCGCGGGUGUACCUGCAGCACCGGCGGGCGCUGCAUGUGGGCGGGCUGGCGGCGAGGCUGCUGGGGCUGCUCAUGCAGGCCACAAGCGAGUGUGCUACGGUUCGUGCCAAGGCGUACAAGCAGGAGCUGGUGAUCGCGGGAGUGAGCAUGAUGGUGCAGCAGGACGACCCCAAGUCCUUCCUAGCGCAGCUGGGAGUGGCCGCCCUGGCCUGCCUGUGCGGCCACCUAGCUGGGCUGGGACCCGAGGACGACAUGCCCACCGAGGCGCUCAAGUUCAUGGCAACAUACUGCGCCAUGCUGGGACUCAAUACGCUGUACAACACGUUGAUGGGCGCUCCGCCCCCCUGGGCCGGCUCCCGACCCAGGGGUCGCACCGCCGACUCGUACUACGACCCACCAGAUGACGUCACUCACAACACCCAGACGCCCGAUGGCAGCAGCAGCCGAGCCGGCGGGGGCAGUAACGCGGGGUCCCGCGGCGCCACUCCGCGGCUUUCCUUUGAUGGCUCCGUUGGAGGCGGCGGCGGAGGUGGGGGUGCUGGCGGCGGUGGUGGCGGCGGCGGCGGUGGCGGAGGCGGAGGCAGUGGUACGACACAGUGGUACUAUCCGACGUCUACUGUCGGCGGUGGCGGUGGCGGUGGCACCGCAGCCUUCCCUGCAGUCGGCAGUUUGAAAUCCGUGCGCUCCUCAAUCGACCUGGGCGCCUACUCGUUGUUACCUUGCAUGGGAUCGGAGCCGGGUCCUACCACCGCCGCGAGGGCGGCCAACAGGGCGGCUGCUGCGGCCGCCGCCGCCGCUGCUGCCGCCGCCGCGGCAGCAGUAGAUGGCGGAGGUGCCGCCGCCCCAGCAGCAGCUGCCGUACAUGCACCUCCGCCGCUGUCGGUGCGUGUGCACCCGGUGCACUUGGUGAAGCUCUGCGUCAUUCGGGCCUUUGCGCUGGCCUACCUGGCCGCGCACAUCCUGCAGGUGGUCCGCGACAGCCGCAGGCGCGGCGAGCCGCUCACGCGCUACGUCGUGUCCGUACACCUGACGACGAUGAUUUCCGUACUUUACGGCAUUCCGCCGCUACUGGCCCUGGUUUUCCCUUUGGUUUAUGCGCGGUACGGCAGCACUCUAAACGUGGCUACAUGGACCGUACAGCUUGUCAUCCGGGCCAUAGCUCUUAUUGCUGAGCCCUCGGGAGUGCAUGACAUGCACGCCACCCGGUCUUUGUUCUUCAACCUUAUCACAGCAUUGGCCCUAGAUUGCGAACCCGGCGUGUAUGUACGGCUAACGGGUACGAUGGCCGUUGGCUGGGUUGCCGUACAUGUAUACCUGCUUGCCAGCCGCCCCAGCAUCCUAGCGUCGUCAUCAGGUGUCGACCUUGCAAAGCUUCUAGCCCUGUACCCAGUAGCUUGGGCCGUGGCUGUGGCGUUGAACGUCGGCACACGCGUACCGACCGUGCAUUUGGUCGCGACGCUGGGAACCGAGGGCGACGGCGCUGCCGCCGCCGCCGCCGGUCUCGUAGGCGGCGGCGGCAAUGGCACCAUGUCGUACAGCGAGCGACGUUGGCGGCGACGGCGACUGAGUCACGGCCCCGCGGCGCGCUUGGUCGGCAGCAAUGUCGCGACCGGCGAGGACCUGCUGUCCUUUCCACACCAUACUCCACAUCACCACCCGCACACCCUCCACCACGGUCACCACGGCCAUCAUCACCACCACAGCCACCACUCCCAGGGGCCACAGCUGCACCACACCCACCACGGGGGGUACGGCUACACGCAGCACAUGGGGGCCAGCCACCUGGGGCCGCAUGGAGCCGGCGGCGGAGGCGGAGGCCGGUUGUUAAGCCGGGUACGGAGCCAUAACCACCUGUCCAUCAUGGGAGGCGCCAGCAUGGGGCCCACUGCGCUAGCGGCGGCGGCAGGGGGGAUUGAAGGUGGUAGUGCAGGCGGGGUGAAGAGCCCGCGAGGGGACGGUCGCGGCGGUGGCGGCGGCGGCGGUGGUGUUGUUGGCAGCAGCUCGACGUCGAUACGCAAGUUGAACACGAGCGCUAGCUUCGGUUCCGCCGCUGGGUUCAGUCGUCUGUCAACCAUCAGCGACUCGCCGCCGACAUCGCCGUCACCGCCGCCUACGUUGCCGACGCCGCCAUGCAAACCGACGCCGGUGGCUCGGAGCCCUUUCUCGCGGGUUUCAUCCAUGGCGGAGGCUGAGAUGAAGGCGGCUGCGGCAGCGGCAGGUACGGAUGACGAGUCCUCGACAGCUGCCGGCAGUGAGCCGGCAGCUGGCAGCAGUUCACCAGUGGAGCCUGUGAGCCAGCAGACGCAAGGGCUGGCGGGGGCUGCAGCAGCUCCGGAGGCAGACGCGGAGGCGGUGUUAAAGCCUGUAGCCGACGUGCUAACCCGGGGUGGACUAGCCGACGUCAUGGUGAAAGCCGGCCAAGGAAAAAGAGCGCCCGCCAACGCUGUGGUUGCUUCUCCCCAUGCGGAAGUCGUAACUUUGGCAGCGGCGGCCGCUGAGGGAGCAGCAGCAGCAGCAACGGCGGCGGUGGCGGCCAGCUCGCCCGUCGCCAGUCUCGUACAGCAAUCUGAUGACGUGUACGACAGCACAGAGGUAGUCAACGCCCUACUAGAAUCAAUGACGGCGGAGGCGACGGCGACGGCGGUGGGUCCCACAUGGACUGGAUUCGGAAAAGCGGCGACGUCGACGGAGGUGAUGGGGGUGAUGAAGGCGGAGGCUUCCCCGCAGCUGUUGCCUCCCCCUGGAGAGGUGCUGCCUCCACUGCCGGAGGGCUCUUCAGCGGCGGAGCUGAGUGCGGCGUUGGGGUCGGAGGUGGCGGCGGCGGCGGCAGCGGCGACAACAGCGGCAGCGGUAGCGGCGGCGCGGGCUGAGCCUGUGCCGCCUCCGCUGCCGCCGGCCCCGCCACCGCUGCCCCCGCCGCCCGCACCCGCCUGCGACCCAUUGCAGGAGUAUGCCGCCCUGAGCUACUUUAUUCGGCGCCCGGCCGCAUGCAAGGGAGUGGACAUCCGCCGCCGUCUGGAAGCAGCCCUACGCGACCCGCCCGUCCCCUUCUGUCCACCUACCUCCUCUUCCUCUUUCUCCUCCCCUUCCUCCCCUUUCACCGCAGCCUCAACCACCACCACCGCCUCCCCACCAUCACCCUCAAUCCUAUCCUCCUCUAUCUCCCGUUGUUUCAACGGCCUCCGUCUCCUCACCCGCCUCCGCCCCUGCUCGUCCGCACCAAACACCAGCGACGCAUGUUGCAGCAGCACCAGCGAUAACAGCAGCAAGACACCCGAGCAACCGCCCCAGAAGCCACCUCACAAGCCCUCCCCCCGACUGCACCGCCACCGCUACUCCCUACGCGAUCGAGCCGCUGCAGCGCUGCGGCUGCUUGUGAUGCUGCACUCGGCGCUUCCCGUGCUGCGGCUGGGACUCGACCUGCUGACACCUCGAUGCAGAACCCCGAUGGACGCCGCUUCGGCCGCCUGCCUCGACGUCUUCUCCUUCUCCUUCCCUGCCGCCUCCUCCUCCUCCCUCCUGGGACUGGGCUCGCUGGCAUCUCUCCUCACAUCUUCUUCGCCCUCGGCUGUCGCCUCCGCUGCCUCUAACAUGGCCACCGCUGCCGCUGCUACAGCUACUGCUUCCAAUGCCACUGCAGCUGUUAACCUGACUGCUGCUGUGGCUGCUGCCGCCGCCAACCCGCCGCCGUACCUCAGUCGCUCGCUGCUCCUCCACCUAGCCAGCAUGGCAGCAGACGUGUUGUUCAGUGUCCUGCCGUACACCACUCCAGAUCUCUUUGCUAGGUGGCGUGCCGUACUGUGGCCCGCCAUGCUGAUUGCCAAUGAGGAGAUCCGUCUGCUUGUCCUGGAAGGCAUGGGUGUGUGCGUGGGCGGCCCCAGCCGGCCCCUCUACUCCCUCUUCCUGGCCGCUGCGCUGUGGAGGCUGCUGGAGCUGCCCCCGCGCGCCUUCCAGUGGGCCAUGGGGCUGCGGCUGGCCACGCUGAUGCACCACGCGAGCAUGCUGUACGACAUGGAGGCGGGCAACACGGCGGGCUACCUCCAUCCCCUCAUCCGUACUGCCGUGCUCUCCGUGGGUGGCUACGUGGCGACGCAUCUGCUACUCACCCAGGCCGUACCCGCAGCCAACCUCGCCGCAGCCGCCGCAGCGGCGGCAGGCCGUCGGCUGCCCGCAGCGCGGCGGUGGUUGUACGGCAUCUUGGCCACGUCAGACGGUGCCGUACUUUUGGGUUUGGCGGGGCUUGCCGUCAUACACGUGCUGACGAGCAUUGUGGACAUGGACGCGUACCGGGGGUCCGAGGUGGCCCUGGUUUCGGAGCUUGUGGGGCUCGUACAG
This is a messenger RNA of Astrephomene gubernaculifera, 4421 nucleotides long. The record is from the annotation of a GenBank genome assembly. Lineage: Eukaryota; Viridiplantae; Chlorophyta; Chlorophyceae; Chlamydomonadales; Astrephomenaceae.